GAAGGCAGACGUAAUCUCUGGCUAGAGCUUACCCAAAUAGCAGUAGACCCGAGAGUCUCUCCACUCCCAUGGAAAGUUCUUGGGGAUUUCAACCUGUCUCUGAAUCCAAAAGCCGACUUCAGGGGCAGAACUCGAAUUACUGGUGGUAUGACAGAAUUCAGAAAUUGCUUGACUUCAGCUGACCAUAACCCAAUCGUCACGAAGCUAGACAGGAUCCUUGAAAGCAUGUUUUCCGACCACAAUCCCUCUUGCGUCGAGAUUGGCAGGCCACAAGUUAUGGCAAAUAGACCUUUCCGCUUCCCUAACUUCAUUACAAAUCACCCAUAUCUCAUCCCCAGAAUUAGAGAAGCAUGGGAAGCUCUACAUUAUGAAGGCACAAAGAUGUUCUCCGUAGUGAAGAUGUUGACGCAGUGGAAGAGAACUAUAAAGGACAUCAAUAAGGACCAUUAUUCUAACUUGAAGAAACGCAUCUCGGAAGCUCUUGAUAACCUCACAGAGUGCCAAAAAACCUUCUCUUCUCUCCAACGCCAGCUAUGGCCACACUGGAGAAGGAAGCACACAAGAAACUGGUGGAUAUUCAGAGGUGCUGUGUGGAUUUCUACGGUGCUCUCUUGGGUGGCAGGGUCUCCUAAGCUUCAUGAGUUACGUGACGUUCUGUCGGCAACGAACACACCCGACUCAAGCAGCGGCCCUGAUCAGUACCUCUGGAAUACAGGGGGCAUUGAAAGGUCUACUUUUUCCGUCGCGCGUACUUGGGAGGAACUCAGACCUUCGGAUCAACCAAAGCCUUGGUACAAAGUGGUCUGGUUUAAAUGUUGCAUUCCUAAGCAUACUUUUACCUUCUGGGUCACCACUGCAGAUAGGCUUCCAUUUCGGUGCCGUCUCGUUAGUUGGGGAAUUGCAACCUCCGCUCUGUGCUGCUUGUGCAAUUUGCAUGACGAAACAAGAGAUCACCUCUUCCUCCAUUGUGAAUUCAACCAGCUGGUUUGGAAGAUCAUCUUACAUCGACUUGGCCAGCCGAGCCUCGCCUUUGCAAACUGGUCAGAGUUAAUAACGUGGAUGCUUGGGCCCUCUCACCAUACUCCAAAGCUCCUCAAACUCCUGGCAGUUCAGGCAACAAUAUUCUUCUUAUGGAAGGAGAGAAACACCAGACUCCAUGAUAGCUGCUCUUCUACUCCUGAUCUCUGCUUCAUAUACAUUGAUCGCUGCAUCCGGGAUGCCAUUCUAGCCUACAACAGAAGGAACAGCUCAAGCCUUCUCUCCUGUUGGUUCACCUAG
Molecule: messenger RNA, 1278 nt
Organism: Thlaspi arvense
Lineage: Eukaryota; Viridiplantae; Streptophyta; Magnoliopsida; Brassicales; Brassicaceae
Source: the annotation of a GenBank genome assembly